AUGAAAUUGCGAAGAUAAAAAUUUGUAGAUUAAGAUUAAAGAUUAUAAACGAAAUAUUUAAGAAUAUAAAUCAACAUUAUAAAUGACUUUAUUGUUGAUUAUGUUAGUAAGAUAUUUAAUAAUUUCAUUUAUAUAAACAUAAAUCCAUAAAUUCAAAUUAAUUCAAAAUUAUUAUCCUGA
Paramecium sonneborni is the source of this 180-nucleotide messenger RNA. The record is from the annotation of a GenBank genome assembly. NCBI's taxonomy places the organism in Eukaryota, Ciliophora, Oligohymenophorea, Peniculida, Parameciidae.